Xenia sp. Carnegie-2017 is the source of this 1188-nucleotide messenger RNA. RefSeq lists its product as uncharacterized. The transcript has 3 exons. The record is from RefSeq and is a predicted model, not a curated record. The coding region runs from base 73 to 1188 and encodes 371 amino acids. Lineage: Eukaryota; Metazoa; Cnidaria; Anthozoa; Malacalcyonacea; Xeniidae.
AAUCGACUAGAACGUCGCUCCUGAGAUAUCAUGUAGUUGGUUGUGUCUUGUAAUCUUUCUGAAUUUGUGAAGAUGCAGUCAAGGGAAGAAAUUAAUAACUCCUCUCUGCAGAAAGUACUUACAGAUGUUGAAAAGAAACUUGUUGAUCUUUUUAUCCAAGAAUGGAACACUCAUUACAAAAAAUCUCUUGGAGAAUGGGAAAACACAAACGUCAGUGGUCAGAAGUUGUUCAACAUUGAAAGAUCAACAAACAUAUUUCGUGAUGAAAAAAUAUUGUCAAAACUUAAAGAUGGUGACACAAGUAAGUGGGAUUGCACGACAAUAUGUAAAGCAAUAUUGUUUACCCAAUCAAUUGGAACAAAAAUUAAUGAUAAAGUUAGAGCUGCUGUGGACAAACUUCGUGAUGUAAGAAACAAAUUCAUCCAUGAAAAUAAAGGAAAAGUUUCUGAUUCGAAAUUUCAUACAAUGGUUUGUGAUAUUGAAAACUCAUUUCAAGAUCUAGGAUUUUCAUUUACUGAAAUUAUCAAAAUAAAAAGUGAACGAAAUAUAUUUAAUUCUUUUCAAGUACUUCCUUACAAAUCAAAUCACGAUGUGGUUAAACGUACAGAAUUACUUAAUCAAAUCACAGCAGAUCUCAAUAACUUGCGCAGUACUAACAAUAAUGAACUAACAUAUUACUAUAUUUCUGGUAAUCCUGGCAGUGGUAAAUCUCAAUUAGCCAGACAAAUUUGUGAAGAAAUGUAUAACUCAUUUGACUGGGAAAAGAAUACGACAUUUGUGAUGACACUCGAAGGAAAAGAUAUCGACUCUCUUUUGAAAACUUAUGCUGAACUUUAUCAACGAUUAAGCAAUGAUAAAACUGUCCUUGAAAAUAUUUUAAAAGAAGCAAAAAGCAGCGAAGACAAAAUCAAAGAUUUUCAAAUAUUGCUGACACAACAACUGAAAUCUUGGCAAACAUGGUGGAUUGUUGUAGAUAAUGUGGUUGAGCUUCAUAAAAUUUAUCCAUUAUUACCUCAAGUUGGUGAUCAUAGCUGGGAAAAUGGACAAAUUAUAGUAACUGUGCAAAAUACAGAUGCCAUACCACCAGAUGGAAAUCUAAGUAAACACAUUUCAGUUAGUCAUGGAUUUAUUAGACAGAUUAGAUCGUCAACCGCUGUUCCUGGCAAAUGCUGCUUCCUACGUAGGUAG